AUGAAAUUGCUGCUCUUACAGUCAAUUAUACAGAUAAUAGCCAUUCCGGUACUCUCACAAACGAUAACGUUACAGAAGAAUAAGAACAAUAAUGUUACACAAGUAGGUGCGAUCGAGGAGAAUACUGUCUUUGUAUUUAACGCCAAUGCUGCUUCACAAACGUUUUUGUUGGAGCUUCCCUCAUCAUAUCUAGUUUCACAGGAAACAACAUCGUCGACUUCAUCACAUAAUGAUUCAUAUUUGGUUGCCGAUCUAUUGGAAGGCAACUUUCCAACAUCCACUUACACAAUGAGGAACUCAUCAGGGAACAGUACUUUAUCAUAUCCAAUUACUUCUACAUCUGCAAGAUAUAUACAGAACCGAACAUCUUCCGUUCAAAGUGAAAAUUCUUCAACGACAAGUGAUUACAAGAAUACGUCAAGUUCCUCAGUACCACUUUCAAUAUCCACAAAGCACUCGGAGAAAACAACAUCUGACACAGUUAACCAAUCUGAUGGAGCAGGCGCAACAGGAGUUCCAAUCCUGUGUUUAGCAAUAAUCAAUCUGGCUUACUUCUUUUAA
Molecule: messenger RNA, 561 nt
Organism: Naumovozyma castellii
Lineage: Eukaryota; Fungi; Ascomycota; Saccharomycetes; Saccharomycetales; Saccharomycetaceae
Exons: 1
Coding region: 1-561 (186 amino acids)
Source: RefSeq, a predicted model, not a curated record